Messenger RNA from Hylaeus anthracinus, 2832 nucleotides. Its product is annotated as U3 small nucleolar RNA-associated protein 14 homolog A. The record is from RefSeq and is a predicted model, not a curated record. The transcript has 7 exons. The coding region runs from base 143 to 2569 and encodes 808 amino acids. Gene Ontology annotation, cellular component: small-subunit processome; nucleolus. Gene Ontology annotation, biological process: rRNA processing. NCBI's taxonomy places the organism in Eukaryota, Metazoa, Arthropoda, Insecta, Hymenoptera, Colletidae.
CUAAAUUGAUCCUCUGUAUUAGAAGCCAUCCAUUGUAUACGUACACGCACGUUCUAUUUCUACAUGUUUUACUAUUUUAUGGUCGAACACUAUCCUCGUUCUUUCAUGAAACACGCGUUAUAUUUUUAAUAUAAAUAAGACGAUGAGUGAUACAGAAUUUUUGGACGAUACAGAACAAGAUGUAUCAGAGUCUCAUUCUAAGCUUCUCGAUGCUGUAUCGCAACUCGAUAAGGGCCAAAGGGUAAAAAGAGCAGAAAGAAGCGAACCUACUUUGGAAGUGUCAGAAUUUCAUUUAGUGAAAAGUGGGAUAUCUGAUCAGGAUGCAGUUCUUAUAAAGGAUUUGGCGAAAAGUUUAGGUAAAAAGGGACAUCAUGUCGAAAUUACUAGGAAUUUGGAAUCCGCGAGGAAGAAAGCGAAUGUACUACAAAAACCAUUGGAGAAACCUGCUGCAGAGAGAAUAAAAAGGAUAGUUGGUUUUGAAAAUACAAAGAAAGAACUUAAAAAAUGGAAUGCUAUUAUAACAAAAAACAGAACAUCGGAAUCGCUUCGAUUUCCCAUGAAUCAGUCGUCGAUGCGGUUGGAGCCAUCCAAACAAUUCGUGAAAAGAUUCAGAAUUCAGUCAGAAUUAGAAAAAGAACUUGCCGCGUUAGAACCGCAGAAAGAGAAUAUCGAGCAAAAAGCUGAUGAAUUCUCAUUAACAUUGGAAGAGAUUGCUAUGAAAAGAAAAGAAGCCGCGAGAAUUAGAGCGCAACAAUCUUACAGAGAAGCAAAGUCUCGACGUCAAGGCAAAAUUAAGAGUAAGAAAUUUCAUCGCGUUCAAAAGAAAGAACGAAUAAAACUGCAAUUGAAAGAGUUUGAGGAAUUACAAAAAACUGAUCCUGAAGCAGCAUUGGAGAAGCUUGAACAAUUGGAUAAAAGUAGAGCAGAAGAACGGAUGUCGUUAAGACAUAAAAGUACAGGAAAAUGGGCUAAAUCCAAGCAAAUUAGAGCAAAGUACGAUAAAGAUACUCGUCAAGAACUUGCGCAACAGUUGUCAGUUAGUCGAGAAUUAACGCAAAAGUUAAGAAAACCAGAUGAUAAUGAAAUGGACAACGAAGAUGAGAGUCCUAUGCAGCCCAUACUUGAUGAUAAAGAAAAUCCAUGGGUGAAUAAUUCUAAAACAGAAACGGAAAUAGAUGAAUUUGUUAAGAGUUACCGUAAAUAUUGGGAUAAACAAAAUAGCAAAUUAAAAAGUCAGGAACCUAAUGUUAAUAAAAAUGAUGAAAAUAAAACUGAAAAUAAAAAAGCAAAACUUUCAGCGAAGAAUGUAAACAAUCUUACUACUUUUGAAGACAAAGCUGCUACCGAAAUAAAAUUUUCUGAAACUCGAAGUAAUGAAAAUGAUGUAAAGCCAGAGAAAUCAAACGACGAAAAUAUAAUACAAAAUUUACAUAAUGUAAUCACAAAAAGAAAAAUAUCAGAUAAUAUUACAAAAUUGAAUAAAAAAGUCAAGUUACAAAAGAAAGAUGUACGUAAUAUUACUGCCACUAGUACUUGGAAUGUGGAAUCUGUAAAAAAUGAUAACAUUGAAGAAGCAUUUCACUCUUCAACGUUGAACAUUUUAAGUCAUGAAAAAAUGGAUAACAUGUUCGAUGUUAUGGAAGAAAAAAUACAAAAUAAAGUUAAAUCAAAACUUGAACGUAUUACGCAAGAUUAUAGUAAGAAAUUAAAAAAGCAUGAAAUUAAAAAAUCUUUCGAGUUCGAACAAGACGAUUUCGAUGGGCUUGAAAUUCAAGCUAAAAAUCGGAAACCUAUCAUAGAUUCGUCUUUACACGAAAGUGUCAAUGAACAUAAUUUGGAAUCAGAUAUCGGAUUAGAAAAUGCCAAAAACAUGGAGUAUCGUAAUACUCUCUCUGUAAAUAAGCCAAAUAGGUCUACAGCUGAAAUAGAUCCUGAUAAAUAUAUAAAUGUAAAACCCAAGCAACUAAAUACUGAUUUUCCAACAGACGUCGUUAGAGGGGACGAUGUUUUAGAUGAUAGUGAAAAUGAAGAUGAAAAACAUAAUGUAAUAAGCGAAGCGUUUGCUGACGAUGAUGUGGUCGAACAGUUUCAAAAAGAAAAGCAGGAGGAGGUAGAGAAGUUUCAACCCAAGGAUAUAGAUUUAAGUUUACCAGGAUGGGGUUAUUGGGGUGGAAAAAAUAUUAAGGUAUCGAAACGUAAAAAAGAACGUUUUAUUUUAAAGUUCCCGAAAGAUUUGCCCCGUAAAGAUGAGAAUAAAGGAGAAGUAAUAAUAUUCGAAGACGGUAAUACUAGAUUAAAAGAACAUCAAGUCACCGAAUUGCCAUAUCCAUUUACAAGUGUCAAAGACUAUGAAGCUAGUCUCAGGAUGCCGAUAGGUAGAAAUUUCGUACCUGAAAAUGCUCAUAGAAAAUUAAUCGAGCCUUCGGUUAAAACAAGCAUGGGGAAAAUUAUCGAACCAAUGAGUGAGGACGUUUUAGUGAAUCAAGAGCGAAAGAAGCAGCAGAGUAUUAUUAAAAAGAAAAAGAAUAAAAUAAUAAAAAAUAGAAAGACUAAAAUAAAUAAUAAAUAAAAUAGAAUAUUUCAUACUAAAAAAUAACUGUGUACAAAUUUCUGUGUAAUAUAAGAUUUUUAAAUUUAUUUUUCAAAUGUUUCGUCUUAUGAACAAUAUGUAUGUAAUAUAAUGUUUCGUUACUUUAUUUCAUGAAUUUUUGUUGUUUCAAAAAGUUGAUUCUGGAAAUCUAAAAUGAUAGGUUAAAUUUAAGAGCUCACGAGUAACAGAAUAUGGUAAAAGAUUAAUUGUAAAUAAGAACAAAUUAUAAUAGUAUAACUCAU